AGAAUGGGAUGUGAUGUUUUUGAUGGAGACGUGGUUAGAUGGAAAGGAUUGGGAGAAGGUAAGGAAUAGGUUACCAGAGGGGUACGAAUGGGGAGUUCAGAAGGCAGGAAGGAAAAAUAAGAAAGGUAGAGCGAUAGGAGGAUUGAGGAUAGUAGGAGUUAGAACAGGGUUAAGAAAAGCAGGAACCAAGAUAGAAGAAAUAGGAAUAGGGAUAAUGUCUGUGAGAGUUAGAUUAGAUAGUGAAGAGUGGAGGAUUGUGGGCGUAUAUGUGAGGGACGAGGAGAAGGAGAUUGCAAUGCAGAGAGUAAGACAAAUUGUGGAAAUAAAGGAGGAAGGAACUAGGGUAGUAAUGGGAGGUGAUUUUAAUGCAAGAACAGGUUGUGAAGGAGGCUGGCGGGAUGAGAUAGAGAGAGAGGAGGAAGAGGAGCAGGGUAGGAGACAGUCAAAAGAUAAGAAGAUGGAUAAAGGAGGGAGAAAUCUGUUGGAAUUAUUAGGAGAAUGUGGGUGGGAGAUAUUCAAUGGGUGUGUGUUAGGGAAUGAGGAAGGGGAGUUUACGUAUGUAGGAGGUAGAGGUUGCUCGGUGAUAGAUUAUAUUCUGGGUGAAAAGAAGACAAAGGACAGAAUAGAGAAAAUGAGAGUAGUAGAUAAAGUAGAUUCAGAUCAUAUGCCAGUGAAAUUAGUGGUUGGGAACGGGGCGAGAGAGAGGGAGCAGAGAGUUAGAAAUAGAGGCAUUAGGGGGAUAUGGGACGAGGAAAGUAAAAAACGGUUUAGGGAGGAGUUAGAUAAGGGAAUUGAGGAAAUAGGGGGGAGGUUAAACGAGGAAUGGGAUGACAUGGAAGGGAAAAUCAUAGAGGCAGUAGGUAGGAUAGAGGCAGAGAGGAGAAAAAGAAAGAAAAAUAGUAAGGGCUAGUGGGACGAGGAAUGUAGGAAGAUGAAAAAGAAGGUGAGGGGGGUGUUGAGAAAGUGGAGAGGGGGAAAAGACGAGAAGGGGAAUUAUUUAGAGAAGAAGAGAGAAUACAAGGAAUUAUGUGAGAGAAAAAAGGAAGAAAAGAAUAGGACAUGGUAGAAGAAGGCGAAGGAGGCUAGGACAGAGAGUGAAGUGUGGGAGAUAAUAAAUAAGGAUAGAAGAAAAAGAAAAAAAAUUAACGAGGGAAUUGAGAUGGAAAAAUGGAAAGAUUAUUUCAUGUGCGUGCUAGGGGGAGUAGAAGAAAGAGUAGUGAGAGGAGAAGGAAGGGGAUAUGAACGAGGAGAGGAGGAGGAGGGGCUAAUAAGUAGGGAGGAAGUGAGGAGUGUAGUAGGGAGGUUGAAGCUAGGAAAAACGAGGGGAAUUGAUGGAGUACCAAAUGAAGUGUGGAAAUGGGGGGAGAGAGAUUAGAGGAAUGGAUGGUAGAAUUCUUGAAUAAGGUAUGGAGGGGAGAGGGGUGGCCAGAGAAGUGGAAGGAGGGAAUAGUGAUCCCUAUUAUAAAAAAGGGGGAGGGAAAAAUCGUGGAAGAGUAUAGGGGUAUAACGCUGAUGCCCUCACUUUAUAAAGUUUAUACGAUGAUUCUAGCAGAUAGGUUGAAAAAGGAUAUAGAGGGAAAAGGGAUAAUUCCGGAUAAUCAAGCAGGUUUUAGGAAGGGCAGAGGUGGAUAACAUAUUUGUACUCAAUUACAUAGUGAAUAGAAGCCUGGGUAGAAAAGGAGGAAAAUUAGUAGCGUUGUUUGUUGACUUGAAGGCGGCAUUUGAUUCGGUUGAUAGAGAGAGAGUGGAAACCUUAUUAAGAGAGACGAAAAGUAGAAUUAGAAUAGGUGAGAAGAUGGGAGAAGAGUUUUGGACAGGUAGAGGAGUAAGACAGGGAUACCCGUUGAGCCCAUUAUUAUUCAACAUCCUAAUCUCAGACAUAGAGGAGGUUAUGGGGAGAGUUAAAUGGGGAGGUGUGAAAAUAGAAGGAGAGAGGGUUUGUACGUUAGCGUAUGCGGAUGACAUAGUGGUUAUAGCGAAAGAGGAAGAUCGGAUGAGGAGUAUGAUAAUGAGGCUAGAAGAGUAUCUGGAUGAGAAGAACUUAGUAUUAAACGCAGGAAAAUCGAAAGUAAUGAGAUUCAGAAAGGGAGGAGGUACGGAAAGUAAGAAGAGCUGGUGG
Monomorium pharaonis (pharaoh ant) is the source of this 2119-nucleotide messenger RNA. RefSeq lists its product as uncharacterized. The transcript is spliced from 2 exons. Gene Ontology annotation, molecular function: catalytic activity. Bases 14 to 910 code for a protein of 298 amino acids. NCBI's taxonomy places the organism in Eukaryota, Metazoa, Arthropoda, Insecta, Hymenoptera, Formicidae. The record is from RefSeq and is a predicted model, not a curated record.